AUGGAGGUGAAUGGUGAUAACGUGCUCCAUAACGAAAACUUUGGAGGAGGUAUGGAGAUGAAUGGUGAUAAUGUGCUCCGUACCGAAAACUUUGGAGGAAGUAUGGAGGUGAAUGGUGAUAACGUGCUCCAUAACGAAAACUUUGGAGGAGGUACAGAGAUGAAUGGUGAAAAUGUGUUCCAUAACGAAGACUUUGGAGGAAGUAUGGAGGUGAAUGGUGAUAAUGUGCUCCAUAUCGAAAACUUUGGAGGAGGUCUGGAGGUGAAUGGUGAUAACUUGCACCACAACAAAAACUUUGGAGGAGGUAUGAAGGUGAAAGCUAAUAACGUGCUCCAUAACGAAAACUUUGGAGGAGGUUUGGAGGUGAAUGGUGACGUGCUCCAUAACGAAAACUUUGAAGGAGGUAUGGAGGUGAAUGGUGACAAAGUACUCCAUAACGAAAACUUUGGAGAAGGUAUGGGGGUGAACGGUGAUAAUGUGCUCCAUAACGAGAACUUUGAAGGAGGUAUGGAGGUGAAUGGUGAUAAUGUGCCCCAUAACGAAAACUUUGGAGGAGGUAUGGAGGUCACUGGUGACAACAUGCACGAUAACAAAAACUUUGGAGGAGGUAUGGAGGUGAAUGGUGAUAAUGUGCUCCAUAACGAACACUUUGGAGGCUGUAUGGAGGUGAAUGGUGAUAAUAUGCUCCAUAACGAAAAUUUCGGAGGAGGUAUGGAGGUGGAUGGUGAUGUAAUCCAUGACGAAAACUUUGGAGGAGGUGUGGAGGUGAAUGCUAAUACUGUGCUCCAUAACGAAAACUUUAGAGGAGGUAUAGUGGUGAAUGGUGAUAAAGUGCUCCAUAACGAAACUUUGGAGGACAUACUGCUUCAAUGGUACUUGCAUGCACAGAGAAUGCACAACCAUCGGUGGUAA
Schistocerca cancellata (South American locust) is the source of this 912-nucleotide messenger RNA. Its product is annotated as N66 matrix protein-like. The transcript has a single exon. Lineage: Eukaryota; Metazoa; Arthropoda; Insecta; Orthoptera; Acrididae. The record is from RefSeq and is a predicted model, not a curated record. The coding region runs from base 1 to 912 and encodes 303 amino acids.